Molecule: messenger RNA, 2694 nt
Organism: Sinocyclocheilus grahami
Lineage: Eukaryota; Metazoa; Chordata; Actinopteri; Cypriniformes; Cyprinidae
Product: zinc finger protein Dzip1-like
Exons: 15
Coding region: 75-2453 (792 amino acids)
Biological process (GO): cilium assembly
Cellular component (GO): ciliary basal body; cytoplasm
Source: RefSeq, a predicted model, not a curated record
CGCACAGGAUGCCCUGAUACUGCUGUGCUGCGCGCCGCUCCGAUCAUUCAUCAAGACUUCACAAAAACCGCAAGAUGCCAUUUUAUGACAACGUUUACUACCCGUACCCGUCAGAUCCCCCGGGAACCCAUUCCUCAGCAGGAAUCCCAUCUCUGUUGAGCUCUCCGCAGAGUCAGCCCUCAUCCGGCAGCCUGAGCAGACCGGCCGCAUCCACCAUGGGACCGCUUACGUCCUCCGGAGCCGCCACCAGCACCGGCAUCCCUACGCCCUUCAAGUUCCGAGCCCGGCGUGAGAAUGUGGACUGGCGUCGGAUCAGUGCCGUCGAGGUGGACCGGGUGGCUUCCGAAUUGGACUUCCACACCCUACAGGAGCACAUCACGGAGGUGACGUUCUGCGACGUGGAGGGCGAGCGCUGCCACCGCUGUCAGAGCCCCGUGGACCCGGCCCUGAUUAAGCUCUUCCGGCUGGCCCAGCUAACCGUGGAGUACCUGCUGCACUCCCAGGAUUGCCUCAGCAUCAGCCUGCAGGCGGCCGAGGAGAGGCUGCAGGCGCAGACACGGGAAAGGGAGCAGCUCUGCAUCCAGCUGCAGAAAAAAACCCAGGAUGCCACGACGUUAAAGGAGGAGCUGAAGCAGAGGAAGAAGAUCAUAGCCUCUCAGCAAGCCAUGUUCAGCACGGGAAUCAGUGCCAAUUACCACAAGUGCCAACACUGUGAGAAAGCCUUCAUGAAUGCCUCUUUCCUGCAAAGUCACAUGCAGCGCAGACAUCCUACGGAGUUUGACAUCAAACUGAUGAUGACAGAUAAUCAGAAAAAAAUUCAGACCAUGAAGUUACAAGAGGAGAUCAAUAAACUACAAGAGCAGCUGACCCUGGUCACAUCCCAAAUGGAGACACAGCAGAAAGACUACACUGCUAAACAGGAGAAAGAGCUCAUUCAAAGGCAGGAAGAGUUUAAGAGACAACUGGAAAUAUGGAAAGAAGAAGAGAAAAUGCGAAUGGACGGCAAAAUAGAUGAAGUCAAGCAAGCCUGUCAGCGGGACAUGGAUUCAAUGCAUCAAAAGAACAGAAACCUAGAAAAUGAGCUGCUAAAAUUACAGCAGAAAAAUAUGCAGGAGUGUAUGCAGCUGGUACAGCCCAAGCAUGAGAUCAAGCAGUCCAGCUCAGUCCACAAACUGGAUCCUAUAGUGGAGCUGUCUGAGGAGGAGAAAGAUUCCUCUAGCAUCUCUGAAAGUCACACAGAGAGCCGGUCGUGGCAGCAGGAAGUGCAAGAGCUGUUGAAGAACCCGGGUUUGAGGAGAGACAUGCGUCUGGCAGCUCAGCAGAACCUUGAAGAUAGGCUGCAGAGCCUAGGCAUCAAGGGAGUCAGUGGUCUCUCUAAAGGACUAUAUAAGAACACCAUGACCCAGGUUAUCACUGAUCGUCAGAAGAGACAGGAAGAGGAUCCAGCAUAUCGGAGGGCUCUGAAAGAGAUCAGCCAUAAACUGGAGCAGAGAGUAAAGGAGAGGAACAUGGAGCAGCCAGCCAAACCCAAACAACAUGAACAAGUGAUUCAGUCCAGACCCAGAUCCAGCAGUUUUCCAUCUACAGUAACUCGAGUGGUGUCGGGCCCUGCUCCUAAACAGCAGCACACCCCACAACCAGCUCCACGCAGCAGAACCAGCACCCUCCCCAAGACCUCCACACCGCUACAGCAUCACAGAACUCCUCCAUUCAGCUCUGAUGAAGAAUCGUCUGAGGAAGAGGAAUCCUCUGAUGAAGAAUCGUCUGAGGAAGAGGAAUCGUCUGAAGAAGAGACCCCUCAAACACAGAAGAAAUCUGCCCUGGUCAACAGCACCACAGUCAAAGCCCAGACUGCUAAAACACAGCAGCGCUCGACCCCUCCUGCUCUUGCUGUGCGCUCCGCUGCUCCUGUGAUCAGUGCGGACAGAACGGACGUGACGGCUCUGAGCGAGAGCGACAGCGAGUGGACCGACGGCAGCGAGAUGCAGGAGCUCGACCUCUCAAAGCUGCACAAACACACUGACCAGAAUGGAAACGUGGAGAAGAUUACUCGCAGUAAAGUCAAAGCUCUUGGCAAAAGCCUUGAAAAACAGCUGGAAGCACGAGGCCCAAAGAAACCAGCAGGGGGCGUUAAGACAUUGCUUGAAAAGCCAACAGCUGUCAAAACUAUAAAGCAAGAUGCAAAGAAAGAGCUAAAGUACACAGAUGAAGAUGAUGACGAUGAUGACUGGGAUAUCUCCUCUCUGGAGGAUGUGCCCGCUGUAACCAAACCCAGCCAAUGUCCCGUACCUGUCAAGAAGAGCUUGGACAAGAGUCUGGACACCAGCACGAGUGUGUGGGGCUCAUCGACGGGCAAAGGACAGAAGCCAGGCCUCACAGACGCAGGAACCGGCAGCACUCUCAAGAGCAGUUUAGUGAGCGUCAGCGACUGGGAUGAUUCAGAUGAGAUAUAAUAAAAUGCAGCAGAGCAAUACCAAAGUCAAUCAAGUUAAUAUACCUUAUAUCCAGUAUCUGUUGUAGCUCAGGCUUAAUGAUUAUUCAGGGACAGCGGUGCAAAAACAGUUUAAUAUUAACAGUGUUAAAGGUACUUUAUAUGAAAUAUAAAGGUACAAGUACACCUAGUACUAAGGAACAGCCAAGGGAUGUUGCACUUUAAAAUGAUUGCCUCAUAUUUUUUGAUAGUUUAUGUAAUGU